UUAAAUUUUGGCUCACGUUGUUCUUAACAAUUUUGCAUAUUAUUUUUCAGUAAAUAAAAAAAUGUGGAUAUUAUUAAUAUUAUGACAUUAAACACAUUAAUUUGGUUUUUAAAUUUACUAUUGGGAAAAUUACGUUUUUUUAUUGGUUUUUUAAAAAGUUCUCAUCAUGAUAUUGAAGUUUUAUUCAAAUCUGAUGAUUAUUUAAUUGUCAAUAAACCCGAGGAUGUGUUUUUGAACAACCAUUCAAAAAAAAGCCCAUCCUUAGACGUACUACUUAUUGCCAAAUUCCCGCACUUGGUUGUUAAGAAUUUAGAACAUGGUUUUUAUUUUGUACAUCGUUUGGAUUAUGUGACAAGUGGUGUGAUAUGUAUUGCACUAAAUAAAACAGCAUGUUCUACUGCUUCGAGUAAUUUUCAAAAAAGAAUAUCUAAAAAAUAUUAUUUGGCGCUACUCAGAGGACACGUAUCUGUGGAUAAUUUGGACUUAACUAAAGCCAUUGGUUAUUGCUCCGAAGAGAUAUCUGGGAAUCACAAGAUGUGUACUGCAGAAAAUAAGUGUUGUUUAUCUCCACGUGAUGCCCGGACUCGAUUGUCAGUUUUAGAACGUGGUAUAUUUAUGUCGUAUCCAGCUACCAAAGUCCUAGUGCAGUUGGUAACGGGACGUCGUCAUCAAAUCCGCGUACACUGUUCUGAUAUUGGUCAUACGAUAAUUGGAGAUUUUACAUAUAGUGGCCGCAAAGAUAUAAGCCCGAGUAGAACAUUUCUACAUGCAUACAGACUAGAAUUGUAUGUUAAAGGUAUAGAAGUUCAGACAGACGAUCCUUUUACAGAAGAUAAGUUACAGGGAUUAUGGAAACCAGUUGAAUUUAUUAAACAGUUAUGCAAUCGUGACACUUUGAAUCAUUUUAGUCAAUCUGAGAAUAUUGUUUCAUAGAAACAAUAUCUGAGAAUAUUAUUUUAAUUUACUGUUGACAAUAGAAGUCUGAUGAAAAAUUAUUUUGAAAUAAAUGUUAUAUACUAGAAAUAUUUUUAUAUUAGUUAACCACAUAAAUUGUGAUGUGUAAUAUAAUUUAUUUUUAUACAAAUUUUAUAGUAGUGUA
Molecule: messenger RNA, 1099 nt
Organism: Adelges cooleyi (spruce gall adelgid)
Lineage: Eukaryota; Metazoa; Arthropoda; Insecta; Hemiptera; Adelgidae
Product: RNA pseudouridylate synthase domain-containing protein 1-like
Exons: 4
Coding region: 82-933 (283 amino acids)
Biological process (GO): pseudouridine synthesis
Molecular function (GO): pseudouridine synthase activity; RNA binding
Source: RefSeq, a predicted model, not a curated record